AUGCCUGCAAUGCAAUAUCAGCCUAUUACUUUCACAGUUUCGUCGGGUGCCAUCUGCUUCGGGCCUCUCCACGACAUCGACCGUGCCUCUACAAUACCCAUCCAACGCCCGGCAGAGAACCCUAAACCGAAGCUCGGAGGCACAGUAGCCAGCUGCGAGAUCGAACACAAUAUUGCGGCACAGAACGGGGCAUGGACAGCAUACCCUUUACUACGGACCAAGUGGGCGAAGAACCCCGCCGCCUGGUUCGUCGCCCACGAGCAGGUCAGCCCGCUCCCAGAAAUCCGCAAAUUACUGCGUGUGGCUGGGUCACCUUACGAGUAUGAGCAUGGCCAUGCGACGAACUGUGAUGCUACCCGUGCCGAAUGCGUGCUACUUAUCAACCGUUACGACUGGGAUGAUAUUCCCCCAGGGAACCCAGUCGCCGACGAGGACAUCGGUUUUGAGCCGGAUACCCUCGGCGUCGUCGACUACCAACAUGCAGCUACGCAAGUGCAGGCUUGGGCAGCCAACGGUGACUCCGCGGAUAGAAAUCCAUCGCAGCACGGUGUAUGGCUUCAUUGCCCUGAUGCCGAGUAUAAAUGGGCUCGCCUUGGAAUGAACCAGGACUACACACAUGCUAGGUCUCUGCUUAUCUUCAACAUUUACACCGUCUUCUUUGACACCUGGCUUCCCGGGCAGACUCAGCCUCUGAGGAACUACGAGACAUCCUUGGAGCGAUUUCACCGGCACCUCCGUGAAGGCCACGAUUUUAGUGGCAUUUCAACUCUUCGAGAAUGGUGGGACCCGGUCCAGGAGUUGAACAUGCUCUUCCCCUCGCAGCCGCCUCAACACGCGGACCUCCUGGGUCCAUACGAGAAGCGGGAUCAUAUACUUCUCCCCAGCGAGCUUAAGGCGCUUCUUGCCGACGUUCCUCGCGAAUCCGAGGACGACUACCGAAAAAGGGGGUUAUCCGAAGAAUCUAUUCAACAGGAAUUACGGAGAAAAGAACCGGCGAUCAUGGCAAAGGACUUCGAGGAAGACAUUUGCGAGGUAAUGAAUCAAAUCAUGCUCAGUUAUCUGGAGCAUUUCGUGCUACCGUUGCGCUCGAGCACAUCCGCAUCAAGCCUUGGCACAGAUCUUUUCCCAAAUCACUCUAUCGAAGGAGCUAAAAGCGUGGAUGGACUCAUGAUGGCGUGGUUUCUGGAUGGGGUCACUUCUGCCGCAGAUCCGACCAUCAUCGCCCAAGUCAUCAUCGCCAUGGUGAGGGAGAUUUUCGAGUUUGCAGAUGGGAAUGCCAUCGGCAGAGAGAAGCCGGAGGAAAGGAAGCCCGGCGAACGGCCUUUGAUCACACCGCGAGAGAUACGAAUGCAAGUAUACUACGGCGAUUUUCUGAGCAGUCUUCAGUAUUCAGCAUUUUUUUGGUACGGAGCAGAUCCGGAAAGACCCGAGUUCCGGAGGUACGAAAGGUGA
This is a messenger RNA of Purpureocillium lilacinum, 1452 nucleotides long. Lineage: Eukaryota; Fungi; Ascomycota; Sordariomycetes; Hypocreales; Ophiocordycipitaceae. The record is from RefSeq and is a predicted model, not a curated record.